This is a messenger RNA of Cadophora gregata, 648 nucleotides long. RefSeq lists its product as uncharacterized. The transcript has a single exon. Bases 321 to 545 code for a protein of 74 amino acids. NCBI's taxonomy places the organism in Eukaryota, Fungi, Ascomycota, Leotiomycetes, Helotiales, Ploettnerulaceae. The record is from RefSeq and is a predicted model, not a curated record.
CUAGAACCGUUUCUUUUUCAACCUUUUUAAGUGCACUUGGGGUUUCGUCGAACUUUUGGACCCCAGUAGUCUGUUAUCCUCCAGUUGUGGUGCGACUUCCUUGGAUGCUUUCACGUAAAAUUAUCAACUCGGCUUGCGGCGAGGAGAUCACAGAUUCACAAGUCGGGGGAAGCUGCAAGUUGCCAUCGUUUGUGGGGCUUCUCUAAAGAGCUGAGAGUAUAAAUGAGCUUCUACGAACUUAAUAUAUUUGCAAGACUUAUCCGAUCCCAAUCUCCCUAGAUAGACAACCAAGCGUCAAAUCAAAAUAACCAGUACUCAAAAUGAAGACCUCCAUGUUCCUUGCUACGCUGUUCGCAGCCAACACUGCGCUCGCCCAAGGCGGAAUCACCUGCAACGGUGACAUUUUCAACAACUACUGCUGCGAAGGCGGCUCUUUUAGUGGGCCCGUUGUAUCUUCCUUCCUCGGAAGUUUUCUCCACCCGCGAUGCCUCUCGCUCCUCCGCCUUCGCCAGUCGGGACUCUUCUCGCUCAGCAGAACAAUCUAGUCGUGAAGCUUCGAUUACAUCUGCUGUGAGCGGUGCAAUAAUUACUGCGAGGGCGGUGUUACAUGGACGCGCUGUGACGACGGAGGUUCAGCCGGGUUUGACA